This is a messenger RNA of Melanotaenia boesemani (Boeseman's rainbowfish), 6908 nucleotides long. It is a transcript of the gene ankrd50, whose product is annotated as ankyrin repeat domain 50. The record is from RefSeq and is a predicted model, not a curated record. The coding region runs from base 881 to 5161 and encodes 1426 amino acids. Gene Ontology annotation, molecular function: protein binding. The transcript has 5 exons. Lineage: Eukaryota; Metazoa; Chordata; Actinopteri; Atheriniformes; Melanotaeniidae.
GCCAGUCGGCUCACUGUGGAGCUGUGUCGGGUAGCAGGAGGAGCCGACACCGAGUGAAAACAGCGAUUCAAAGAAAGAUACUAGCGUUCGUGUAAUACAAAAACAUCUAGAUUUGAAUUGCGCUUGGAGCAACGGUCUAAUGGUUUAUGUGAAGGUUUGCUUUUAACGUGAGCAGAGAGAGGGACAACGGACAAAGCAACAACCCCCUCCCCAAAACGGCAAAAGGAAACGGCAAGAGGGAAGGAACCAGGCUUUGCAUGUUAUUGGAGAAAGUGAUUCUGCACUGGCAGCCUCUUCCAUGUUCAUGUAAUGGAAACACACUUUCAGUCAGCGGCAUGUGAAACGCAUCAUUGGAAAUAUAUCUGGAGCUCCCAUGGCUAAUUGUGUCAAUUGGUGGUGGCUUGAGUUUGCUAGUGGAUGCACUCAAGAGCCGGGUGCCCUGCCAUGCCCAGCGCCAUGCUAAGGCAACACAUGCAUAAUAACAAGGAGCACUCGGUUCAACCAGUGGGAAAGCUGUGGAAAAAGUUGGUGGAAAAUCUAUGAUUUGAGCUUUAAUCUUCAUCUCCUUUUUUUUGUUUUGACCUAGUUAUUCUGUAAUGUGCCAUAGCUUAGCUGCUUUUCCUGUCAUCUGUCAGCAAAUCUGUCUUCUGUCCUACUUUUACUGAAGUUGCACACACUCUGGCUUCUCUUUAACAUUAGCCAUCAGCACCAAGGAAGGCUAAAUAAACCACGCCCAGUUGUCCUGAGAGGUACAUUUGCAGCUGACAGAAUGGAUAUUCAAUUUUACAGCCAGCCUUUGUCAGAGUGGAACAUGUGUGGGGCAGAUUGAAGGGACCCCUAUGAAGAGGAGGACUUGGAGGAACAGCAGCACUAGUUCAAAAUGUCCCAAACCAGUUUGCUGCAAGGGAAGCGCUUUUAUUGCCGGGAGUGGGUCUUCCACAAGAUCCAGCAUUGCCUCCAGGAGAAAACCAACAACCUCAACGGAGUGACCAGCACUCCCAGUAAGCAACCUCCAUUAUUGCCUAGCGGGAGCACAUCUGUACCUGCCAGCCUCACGGCAGGAUCCACAAAGUCCAGUAGCUCCUGGGGUGUGCUGCUGGUAGGAGGACCAGGAAGUGGGAAAACUGCUCUGUGCACUGAGCUGCUGUGGCCCACAUCAGGCCAGGGAACCCACCGUGGUUUACACCAGCAGAGCCUAGCUUUCCACUUCUGUCGGGCAGAUGACUCGGACACGCUCUGUGUCGGCGGUUUUAUUCGAGGGCUGGUGGCCCAGAUUUGCCGCAUCGGGCUUGUGCCAGGAUACGAGGAGAAGGUCCGGGAUCCAGCUGUGCAGAGCACUUUGCAGCCUGGAGAGUGUGAGAGGAACCCCGUGGAGGCUUUCAAGAGGUGUGUCCUGUUGCCUCUCCUGAGUGUGAAACCCCCUCCGCAGUCACUCUUCCUGCUUGUAGACUCUAUUGAUGAAGGCUGUCAGCUCGGUGAAGGAGAUCAAAGGUCUUCUCCUGGUUCACCCAGGACCAUCGCUGAGCUCCUGGCCAGUCAGCAUGAGUUCAUGCCUCCCUGGCUGCUACUUAUCUGCUCCGCACGACGACAGAACAAGGCCAUCACCAAACUCUUCACAGGAUUUCGCAAAAUCAGCCUUGAUGAUCUGCGGAAGGCCUACAUUGUGAAGGAUGUGCAACAGUACAUCCUUCACCGGCUGGAUCAGGAGGAGGCCCUGAGGCAGCACCUGACCAAGGAGACUGCUGAAAUGCUCAAUCAACUUCACAUUAAGAGCAGUGGCUGUUUCCUCUAUCUGGAGCGUGUGCUGGAUGGUGUAGUGGAGAACUUUAUCAUGCUUCGUGAGAUCCGUGACAUCCCUGGCACCCUGAAUGGCCUCUAUCUGUGGCUCUGCCAAAGACUAUUUGUCAGAAAACAGUUUGCCAAAGUCCAACCAAUUCUUAAUGUAAUCCUGGCAACUUGCAGGCCACUAACAGUCAAGGAACUGUACCAUGCAGUCUGGACCAAAAACAUGACACUGACCAUGGAGGACUUUCAGAAAAAGAUGGACAUUCUAUCAAAGCUGUUGGUUGAUGGCCUUGGGAGUACUAAAAUACUUUUUCACUAUAGUUUUGCAGAAUGGCUGCUGGAUGUAAAACAUUGCACCCAGAAGUACUUGUGCAAUGCUGCAGAGGGACAUCGGAUGCUGGCCAUGAGUUACACUUGCCGGGCAAAGCAGCUCAAACCACUCGAAGUGCAGGAAUUUGCUCUGCACCUUGUCAAUUCCAAUCUGCAGAUAGAGCCAUUUAAUCUGGCUCUUUGGAUGAUUUGGAAUGGGACUCCUGCUAAAGACUCUCUGAGCACCUCCAUACCAAGAGAACAGGAGGUUUUGCAGCUUCUAGUCAAAGCUGGUGCCCAUGUUAACAACGAGGAUGAUCAUGCUUCAUGUAUUGUACAACAAGCACUAGAAAGAGAGGACUCUAUACGAACAUUACUUGACAACGGAGCAUCUGUGAACCAGUGUGACUCCAGUGGAAGAACUCUGCUGGGCAAUGCUGCAUACAGUGGGAACCUUGAUGUAGUUAACUUGCUCAUAUCCAGAGGGGCAAACAUGGAGCUUGAAGAUAACCAUGGACAAACAGCACUUACUCUUGCUGCAAGGCAGGGCCAUACCAAAGUGGUCAACUGCCUUAUUGGCUGUGAGGCCAACAUAAACCACACAGAUCAUGAUGGAUGGACUGCACUCCGUUCAGCAGCUUGGGGUGGACAUUCAGAGGUUGUGUCUGCCCUGCUUUACGCUGGAGCCAAAGUGGACUGUGCUGAUGCUGAUGGGAGAACAGCUUUGAGAGCCGCUGCUUGGGGAGGUCACGAAGACAUUGUGUUAAACCUUCUUCAGCACGGGGCUGAAGUUAACAAAGCAGACAAUGAAGGAAGAACUGCUCUCAUUGCUGCAGCGUACAUGGGACACAGAGAAAUUGUCGAGCACCUGCUGGAUCAUGGAGCUGAAGUUAAUCAUGAAGAUGUUGAUGGGAGGACUGCCCUUUCAGUGGCUGCCCUCUGUGUUCCCGCCAGCAAAGGUCAUGCAUCAGUUGUGAGCCUUCUGAUAGAUAGGGGAGCAGAGGUUGACCACUGUGACAAAGACUGCAUGACUCCUCUCCUUGUGGCUGGCUAUGAAGGCCACGUGGAUGUAGUUGAUCUGCUUUUGGAAGGUGGAGCUGAUGUGGAUCACACAGACAAAAAUGGGCGCACCCCUCUUCUGGCUGCCGCAUCAAUGGGCCAUGCAUCUGUUGUCAACACUUUACUUUUUUGGGGAGCUGCUGUUGACAGUAUUGACAGUGAGGGAAGGACCGUGCUGAGCAUUGCUUCAGCUCAGGGGAACGUUGGGGUGGUCAGAACUCUGCUGGACAGAGGUCUAGAUGAAAAUCACAGGGAUGAUGCAGGCUGGACCCCGCUACACAUGGCCUCAUUUGAAGGUCAUCGCCAAGUGUGUGAUGCACUUAUUGAACAAGGUGCUCGCUGCACUGAGGUUGAUAAUGAUGGUAGAAUACAGGUGAUUUUAGCUGCACAAGAAGGACAUUAUGACUGUGUGCAAAUUCUUCUGGAAAACAAGUCGUGCAUUGACCAGAGGGGAUAUGAUGGGAGAAAUGCUCUCAGGGUAGCCGCACUUGAAGGUCACAGGGACAUUGUUGAACUGCUGCUGAGCCAUGGUGCUGACAUAGAUUACAAAGAUGCAGAUGGGCGCCCAACACUCUACAUAUUGGCACUUGAAAAUCAACUCGCCAUGACAGAGUAUUUCCUUGAAAAUGGUGCAAAUGUGGAAGCUUCUGACACUGAGGGCAGAACGGCCUUGCAUGUAUCCUGCUGGCAAGGGCAUCUUGAAAUGGUUAGGAUGCUGAUAAACUAUCACGCUGAUGUGAAUGCCUGUGACAAUGAGAAGCGAUCCGCCCUCCAGUCGGCCGCAUGGCAAGGCCAUACAAAAGUUGUGCAGUUUUUGAUAGAGAAUGGCACACAUGUGGAUCAUACAUGUAACCAGGGAGCAACAGCACUAGGCAUAGCUGCCCAGGAGGGUCACAUUGAUGUUGUGCAGAUACUUCUGGAAAAUGGUGCUGAUCCCAACCACGCUGAUCAGUUUGGACGCACAGCAAUGAGAGUAGCAGCAAAAGGUGGCCAUUCAAUGAUCAUAAAACUUCUGGAAAAGUAUGGAGCCACAACUCUCAAUGGCUGCAACCCAUCCCCAGUGCAUAGCAUGGAGGAAAAAACUCCACUGGCAGUGACUGGUAAAAUGCAAUCCCUUACAAUCAAGUCAAGUAGUUCUGGGAGCACUGGGGCAGGAGACAUGCAGUCAUCUGGGCGCGGUCUACCAAAUGGGCCCGUCCAUGCUUUCAGUUCGCCAUCAGAGUCUCCUGACUCAACUGUGGAUAGACAGAAAUCCUCCCUGUCCAAUAAUUCCCUCAAGAGUUCAAAAAACUCCUCUUUGAGAACCACAUCAUCCACAGCCACAGCACAGACCGUGCCAAUUGACAGUUUUCACGGAAUGACGUUUACAGAACAAAUUCAACAGCACUCAUUGCCUCGCAGCCGGAGCAGACAGUCUAUUGUGUCCCCCUCCUCUACAACAAAGUCCAUUGGUCAGCAGCCAUCAUCUCCAUCCAAUGAUUUUGAAUGGUCUCAGUUAAAACCUGGCCUGAAAUCAACAAAGGGAACUAAAACAGGAAACGGAACAUCAAAUGGGAAAGGUACACUGGCCGACAAGAAGAAAAUCAAAAAUAGCGGAUCAACCCAAGGUCAGGUUCUAGAGUAUGAAAUGACCCAGUUUGACAAGAGAAUUGCUCUCAACAAAUCAGUGGCUAACAUUGCAGUGAAGGAUCCUCAUUGUAAGAUCAUGAUCGGUGGUUCAGUCCAGCAGGAAAGGGGGCAGUGCCAAGAUCAGUUCUUCAUCCAGCAGCAAAGUUGUGCUGAGAAGAAGAGGAAUGGCAUCAUGACCAAUCCCAACUACCAUCUACAGGGUAAUCAGGUUUUCUUGGGCAGGGUAUCAGUUCCUCGGACUGUGCAAAACAGAGGCCACCAGGAUGUUCUAGAGAACUACCCUAUUGGGGAAACUGAGCUAAGCCUUAAACAAGCCCUGAAACUGCAGAUUGAAGGAUCAGACCCUGGGUUUAACUACAAAAAGGAGACUCCAUUAUAGCUGAUGUCGCAAAUGCCAUUGGUCAUGCAGAUGUUGGAGGGAAUGUGCCAAAGCAACUGUUUUCAACUGCAUAAAAACUUUUUUGUUUUUUCCUCAUCAGUGGGAGACCUCAAAACAAUACCUAGGGAAGAUUGAUUGCUGCCUAAGGCUUAUGUGAAUUGAUACUUUGAUGUGCCUACAUCUGUUAUAGCCUUCUUCAUGUAUUCAUGCGAAGUAUCAUUUUAAUUUAAUGCUAUUUAAGAAACAGUGUAUGCACUUUUUAAAGAAUAAAAUGACAGACAUGCAUUUCUUUUCAUUUUGUAUCCCAUCCAUGUUUUAUCAAGUGUUUUGAUAGAAACAUACCAAUGCUUUUUUUUUUUUUUUUUUUUUUAAUUAUUGUUUUAUAAAAUUUUUAUUCUACUUUGUCACACUGACAGCAGUGUACCAGUCGGUACAUUGUCACAAAUCAGAGGAAACAACAGUAACUGAUGUCAUGGUAUCAAUUUAAGCGCAUUUGUUAGUUUGCCUUUCUAGAGACCCCAAAUAAUCUGUUAACUUUAUUCAAUGUGCUAAACUUAUGUUCUUUGUAAUAUGUUAAUGGCAAUGGCAGUUUACUUCACAGGUAUAUACAAGCAUAUUUAUUUUUUGUUUUUGAAGAAAAAAGCCACUUUUAUUGCAUACUUUCUACCAUGGUGCUGUGUUCAGAAGAUGCCUGCAAUCAUUUUGGACACUUUUUUUUGUUUUGUUCUGUUUUUUUUCUUUUGGCUUUGUGCGUUUGUGUAUUACAAAUGUGAGGAAGAGGAAGGCUCAUUGAUAAUGUAAAACAAACAAAAAAACAUUUAAUUUUGUCCCUAUGGGAUUUUUCAGUUGUGUGUUAUGUUUAUGUGUGCAUAAAGAAUAUUUAAUUAACCAUUGUGUAAUAUCAGCAAAGGUUUGGUGCUAAAUGCAGCAACUUUUAAAAAAAAAAAAAUGCAUUUGUCCGCAUAGUUGUGUGUAUAUCUUACUGCAGUGCAGCAAACAAAGCCCAAGCUUUGUGGGUUUUUUUUUUGUUUUUGUUUUUUUUCUCCCUUAAUUUUCAAUUAUUCCUGCUGGAUUUAUCAGGGGCAUGACAGAAAAAAGGGUUCAGCCAUGACGACAGCUCCGAGCUGUUAGCGAUAUUGUUGCCAAAGUUGAAACGGCAUACUGUUGUUCGUCGUUCUCUUGUGAGAAGCUAAGUAUCAGUUCAGCAGGAAUUAAAUCCCGCGGGAGUCGGAGGGUAGGAGGCGCUUAACUGUGACACAGAGGGAACUAAAACAUCUGUUUCUCAUGAACUGUGUGGAGCUGCAUUAGCUUUACAGGCUGUCAUAUUUUUGGAGGCUUUUCAUAAUGUUAACAGUAAGUUUUUCUGUUUUGUUUUUUUUUUUUGCCAAGAACUGGGGUUGUGGGGAGUAGACCUAUCGCAUGCACAAACACUAUAAGCCCUAGUAAAAGCUCUCAGCUCUUCAGUACUACAGUAGCUCAAACAUACGCCAUGAAGGGGUAAUGGAAGGAUUCGAGGCAGGAUCAUUAUUGGGAAAGCAUACUGUAUAGUCUUAUUAAGCAGUUAUCUUGUUUGUCUUGACGGUGUUUCUGUCUGUCAUCUUUCAUUUGACUGUCAGUGAUUGGAUUGUAAAUAGCUUACUGUGUACAUUUAACUUUCAUUUUAAAAGAAUUUCUGUAUUAUAUGAAGUGGAAUUUCCUGAUGUAUAUUAAAGUGCUUAAUAAACAUAUUUGCUUUACUGCUGAAAAA